Symbiodinium pilosum is the source of this 1521-nucleotide messenger RNA. The record is from the annotation of a GenBank genome assembly. Lineage: Eukaryota; Dinophyceae; Suessiales; Symbiodiniaceae.
AUGUCGGAAUGCUUGGCUAGUGCGGAACCUCGAGACGCUCAUGAGGCCCCGCGCUUCCUGCCGCACCACAGCCACUACCGCCUGGUCGUGUCUACCAGUGCCACAGCAGAAUCAAGCGAUGGAGGGGAGCUAGAGGAAGCUAAGAUUUCCAGGUGUGCUUUGCCAGCAUUGACGGCCGCGGAAGAGGUUCCCCCGCUGCGGCCAGAUCAGGUGGCGGAGAUUGAAGAGGAGCUAUUGAAGGUUGGAGGAAGCGAGCGCUUUCGGCGUCUCAGCCUCCAUCUUGGCGUCCAGGAGCGCCAGGUGCAGGUCUACUUUAGACUGUACGAAGACCAGGGCAAGCUCUUCAUCAGCCAUCUGAUCCCCGAGCGCGAGCGCUUGGAGUCCAUGCUUUUCAACCUGCAACCUACAAGGGCAGCAGUCGCCGAAGCCAUGGCCUUCUGCAUGCAGAAUGCCGCCGUGCAUGGUGCCAUGCUGGCACAGGUCUUGGUCGCCUCCCUUACGCUGCCGGGCCUGGCAUCAGCAAUGGUGUUGGCACGUCUUUUCCUGAUAAGUGAUGUUCUCUUCAACUCCAAGUGCUCUGCCAAAGGAGCUGCGAGAUAUCGGUCUCAGUUUGAGGAACUGUUGCCAGACGCGUUUGAGAAGAUGGGGCAGUGGUUACCGGGCCAGGACACGGCGGAGGCGGCUGCGCGCAGCAUGCUGGAUGCUUGGAGGAAGUGGGAUGUUUUCCCGUCAGUUUUCCUGGACGGCUUGGAGUCGCUGCUUUUGUCUCCAGUCCCAUCUUCCUUAGAGGCCUGCCUGGCCACGGAGGCGGAGGGCCUGCCGCUGCUGCGGCAGAAAAUGGAGCAAUGGGCAUCAGCGGAGCAUUGCUCACCCACCGAGGCACGGCAAGGGGCGCGCUGCCGUGGGUUGGCCGGCGCAAAGUUGCCAGUCGCGCGUUGCCGACUGCGCCUUUGCCACUGCGAACGGUACUGGCAUGGGCGCGUGCAGGUGCAAGAAGAAGCCACCGAGGAGGCGCCUCCGUCUGCAGAGUUGAUGGAUGUUGACGAUGCGCGCAGCAUCGAUGGUGAUCCAGCAGAUGGCGAGGAGGUGCCACCUGCGUUGUCCUGGCCAGUCCUUGGACUCACGGAGUGGCCUUUGGGCAUUGGCAUGGACCCAGGUGCUCUGCCAGACAUGUUUGAGCCCGUGUACGUACUGAAUUGUACACCGCCGCGGUCGGAUGGUGGUGUUGCGAAUGUCUACGAGAAGGAUCCAAAAUUCGAGUACUGCCGCGUCUCCCUGGGCGACAAUGCCACAGAGACGUUGCAGUCUCGAUUCGAGGCAAGCUGGGUCUUCUUGGAAAAGGCCCGCAUUCGCGAGGACGGCGCUGUCCUGAUUCACUGCCAACAGGGUGUCUCUCGCAGCGUGUCCAUGGCGAUGUCCUACAUGAUGAAGUACUACAGGAUCUGGGCACUUCACCUUCUGCAAGUUUGCUGGAUAGGGUCUUGUCCUUGUGUCACACUUUGGUAUCAUCUCCUGCAUUGA